AUGGAGUUUGAGCAGCUGGAGAUGGGCAAAAAUUGCCUCAUGGCGGCCAUCACGCGGCAGGACGUGGCCGACUAUCACGACAUUCUGCACCCAAACGUGCUGCUAGUGUCGCACUUCGAGUACCCGCCGGCCCCGCCGAUGGUCGCCGACACCAUCCCGUACAUCGCCCACGGGCAACGCAGGGCCGCUGCACGGGCAAGGACAACAGCAGCCGCAGCAGCAACACGGAUGGAAGGUGUAUUCGGCAGGGCAGCGCAGACGAAGGACGGCGUGGGGCCCAGUGCCGGCGUUGCUUUUGAGGUCACCACGCCAACUACUGCCACCGCAGGCGCAACAGCGGGGGCCACGAUGGGGGCGGGAGCGGUGGCUCUAAAAGCGACGGGGACAAGGGGGAAGAGCACGACGGCGGAGAAGCGGAAGCAAAAACCGAAGAAAGGUGCCGAGAGUUAUGAGGUGGACAUUGUAGAGGGCCCACUGCUGGCCACAGAGCGGCUGUACCGCAUCCUGUACUGGAUGAACAAGGGAAAGUACAUCGCCGAGACAAAUUUUGAGAUGGAGGCGAGGAAGGUGAUCCUGCAGGACUCGGAACGAUUACCUCCUCCGCCGGCACCAAAGAACGAGGCGGAGCGCUACGCACAGCUUGGCCGUCAAUACACAGAUCGCAAUCAACGUCUUAGUCGAUUGCUUAUCACGUAUGGACGCGAGAUGCUGCUCUUUCGCGAUGAGUGCUACUUUGAGGACGGCCUGAUUGUGACGAUUCAUCGUUUCAUGCUCACAGUGCAGGAAAUGCUUGCCCUCGUCGGGUUAGCUGGAUGCGAACACCAGCCACAGGCGCAAAAGCGAAUUGAGAAUCUUGCAGCCGAACGUGAAAACUUCUACGCGGCUAGAAAGGUCCGAGUGGACAUGAAAAACCACGCGACUCUGCCGUUGUUGGACUUCACCUUUUGCAAGAUUCCCGACCCACUGCAUCUGCUCCAUGUGCAGCCUGUUGCUGGCAAAGUUCACGUCUCGCGCGAGGUGCAGCCGGCUGUAGAGCCGCACUUUGCCCAGGGUGUCUUUUUGAAUCAGCAGAGUGACCCUACCCGUCCGCAGAAGGAGCAGCGGGUGAUUGUCAGGGCACGCAACAAACAGGGCGAUGAGGAGGUGUACGAGUUUGUGGAAGAAUCCAAGUCACGCUUUGCCUUCCUGCGAGACCAUAAAGGAAGCACGGGGAACGAGCUUGAAAGCCUCGCUGCGAAGUUGAAUUCCACCUACGUCGCAACCAGCGUACGCAUCAGCGCCUGCGGCAUGGUGUCAACGGAGCUACUCGUGCCGGUGCUGCGGCGGCUUGUGAUGAACGCUAUCAUGACGAUACGAUCUCUGGAUCUGAGCGGUAAUGACAUCAGCGUCCUCCCCGAUUUCUCACUCCUGCCGCUGCAGCAUCUCUACCUGCACCAGAACAAGAUCAGGGACUGGGCGCAGGUAGAAGGCAGGGUCUGCCCCCUCCCGCUGCUCUCCUCCGUGACGCUGCACGGCAAUCCUCUAGCGGAGACCGACCCGCACUACUGGACGUCGGCCUUGGCGCGACUGAUGCGUCAUCCGAGGCGCAUGGUUAGGCUGCGUCAGCUUGACUUCGUCACGCUCACGUUGCAGGACUACAACACAGCAGGGACCUUUGAACUUUUCGAGACGGGCAAUGCGAAGCUACUGGAAGCGUCGCGUGGAAGGAACCCUGGAACGAAUGGCAUCUACCCCUGA
This is a messenger RNA of Trypanosoma rangeli, 1737 nucleotides long. RefSeq lists its product as uncharacterized. Gene Ontology annotation, molecular function: protein binding. Bases 1 to 1737 code for a protein of 578 amino acids. The transcript has a single exon. The record is from RefSeq and is a predicted model, not a curated record. NCBI's taxonomy places the organism in Eukaryota, Euglenozoa, Kinetoplastea, Trypanosomatida, Trypanosomatidae.